Lineus longissimus is the source of this 6927-nucleotide messenger RNA. RefSeq lists its product as uncharacterized. NCBI's taxonomy places the organism in Eukaryota, Metazoa, Nemertea, Pilidiophora, Heteronemertea, Lineidae. The transcript has 15 exons. The record is from RefSeq and is a predicted model, not a curated record. The coding region runs from base 186 to 5174 and encodes 1662 amino acids.
CAACAACAUCCAAAUUCUCGGUGGUUUGUGUCUAUUUUCUGCCGAUAAAUUGCCGUAUUUCUACUGGAUAAACAUGAUCUUUGUUGAUGCUACGUCAUCCUGAAUACGCACGGGGUAUUUGGUAGUUCGGCAGUGAAAGUGAAAGGAAGACUUGUGGCCGACUGAGAAAGACAGAAAACGCAAAUAUGUCUGGAUACAACCAGUAUGGAAUGGGAGGAGGAAUGGGACCUGGAGGCAACUGGAACAAUGGAUCUGGUGGAAUGGGUUCCGGUAUGGGACCUGGGCCUGGGGGUAUGAUGGGAGGUAACUAUGGCAUGGGAGGCCCUCCACCAGGAUGGGGGAUGGGUUAUGGAAUGCUAGGUAACAUGGGUGGUCCUGGUACCAACCCGAUGGGUUCUGGACAAAACCAGGGUUCUGGACAGAACCAAGGUUAUGGCUGGAACAAUAAUAGUGGACCAGGUGGCUAUGGGAAUACCAGUGGAAACUAUGGCCAAAAUAUGGGUGGACAGAACACUGGAAAUACCAUGGGGAAUAAUUAUGGUGGUCAGAGUGGAAACUAUGGCAACCAAGGCGGAAAUAGCACAAGCUAUAGUGGGAGCUAUGGAAAUAAAAGUAAUCUGAACACUAGUAGUUUUGGUCUUGAAAAUAAUCGAUUUGCGAAAGUAAUCCAGAGUGCCCCUAGUUUGGAUGACACGCCUUCAGCGACGAAUACAGCAAUGUCUUUGAGUCUUAACCUUGGUAAGCAGGAGCCAAGCUACUGGGAUGGCUCUGGCGGUGGUAACAAUUGGCAGGCUGGGAAGAGUUUGACAUGGUCCGAAAGUGGGAACCAGAACAAGUCUGGCGGCCAGAAUUGGCAGGGUGACAACAAGUCGUGGGAGAAGAAAGACUCCUGGCAACGGGGCAGUAAUAAUUCCGGCAACAAGUCAUGGGAACAGAAGGGACAACAGCAAGGUAAACAUGAAUGGCAUCAGAAACAAGGCCAGGGAAAUAUGGGUGGUGGAGUUAGUGGAGGAAACCACGGUGGUAGCAGCGGAGGAAACAUGAGUGGUAACUCUGCAUCCACAAGUGGUAACGCUGGAGGAAGCCUGAGAGGAAACUGGAACAGUGGUACGUCCGGUGGAAUCUGGAGCGGAGGUGGUGCCAGCCAUGUUAACUUUGGAAGUCAAGGUUCCGGUGGUGCCGAAGGCAACUGGAGCAGCGCCGGUGGCGAUCAGAUGAACCAGAGUACGAGUAAAACUGAUGGCAAGAGCGAGCAGGCAGACUUUUAUUGGAGCGGCAGUGGUCCGACUGGGGAAGAGAAGGGAGAGGCGCUGAUGGAAAUCAGUGAUGAGGAGGAAAAGGUUGUAAAACCGAAGGCAAAGGCCAAACAACAGAAAACACAGGGGAAAACGGCUGUUGAGAAACCCAGGGGUAAAGUUAUUACUCAGAAAAAGCAAGAGUCCACUUAUACUACUAGUGCUAGUAGUAAUAGUGGCAGUAAACGAUCGGAAAAAGCUAAGGAACAAGAGACCUACAAUUGUCAGAUCUGCGAUGUGACUGUAAAGGGAUUGAUGCCGUACUUGAUCCACGUACAAGGACAGCGCCAUCUGAGGGCCGAAGCUGAUAAACGCCAAAAGGAAUUGGAAAAGAAUAAACCUGCUCCAAGAAAGCAACCCCUUGCGUCAAAAAGUAAAAUGAAUCCAGUGGCAGAUUCCAGGGCGUUGGGUAUCGAAGUGACACCCAAACCAUCCAUUCUAAGGAACACCGGUAAUAAACGGUCUACAGAUUAUCCACUAGAUCCCCCUAGUGAGAAAAAGAUGGGACGAUAUGACGACAGACAGACGGGUCCACCUCGUGAUAGUGGAAGAUACGGCAAUUAUGGCCGGAAUGAUUCAGGCCCGAAAUAUGGCGGUCGCGAUGACCCAGGCCCCAACUUUGGCCGUCGUGGUGACCCGGCCCCUGUGUACAGCAGAACAAUGAAUCAAAGUCAGCAGGACCAACCACUGGUGUUUGACUAUGGUCAUAGUAAAACGGGCCCUCAGUCGUCAGGCCAACAUGACUCACUGGGUUAUGACCAGCAAUCUGGUUCCAUGGGUCAGUUGUCUCCUAGUGGCCAGGAUGCCUCGGGUGACAACCAGUUACAGCACGCCUUGAACACCGUCUUGUCAAUGGUACAAGGCUCGGCCCUGGGUGGAAUGAACCCUCUCGCAUCCUCAAUCCAAGCUGCCAUAGAUAACAAAGUGCAGGCUGCCGUGGAUGCGCAGCUUCAAGGAAAAUUGGGCAAUCAAUUUGGAAUGUCAGACACAGCCGGGAAUCAAGCUCUGACAUCAUUAGCUAAUCUGCCACCCCCAAGUUCCUUACGGUCACCACCGGGUAUUGCAAAAGCUCCGAACAGCGAUCCAGUUUUUGUUACGCCAGAAAUCAUGUAUCCUGAGAAACCGAUGGAGGUUGACGUGAAGUCGAGCGGACUGGUUAAGAUUGGCGAAGGAAAGUUUGCGACGUUCCAGAAGUAUAUGCGUCAGACGAGGAAGGAGGAAAGGAUGAGGAAGAUGUCGUCAAGCGAGGCUGGUGCCCCUAGUGAGGAGAAAGAGAAGGAGCAGCAGCAGCAGCAGCAGCAGCAGCAAGAAGAUGAUGAUGUUAGCAAGGCUGUUCGGGCCGAGUUGGCGAAGUUAGGUCCAACCAAGGAUCAAGAGUUGAUCUCGAGCAUUGUCAGCAAGGUGGUGAGAGAAUACAUGGACUUGAAGACCGACGUUCCAAAAAGCGACGACCGCAGGAGACCGCAGAAAAGGGAGUCGGCAAAAAGUCAGGAGCAAAGAGAGAAGGAGGCCACUGCAGCCACCAACCCGACAAGUGAUAGACCACCACCAAAGCAGCAGCAACGGCGUCCAAAAACUCCAGUCAAACUGCUGCCGAACCUGGUCCCCUCGGGAAAGAAGAAGCAGAAGCCACAGGUUGCCAAGGCUGCACCGCGUCGCAAGCGAACUCCGCCUGCUCCUGUCAGGUUCUCUGUCAUGCCUGUCAAGUCAGCUCCGACCUUGCAACAGCAGAACCCAAUCGUGCUUGGUAACUCUGAUUCUGAGUCUGAAGCCGCAACGAAUUCUGGGGCAGACCCCACUACAACAACGACAUCUAGAGCCCCAACUACCACUGGGAGUAUUUCAUCGAUUAGUACCAGGACCACGAUGAUCACUAAUACAGCGCCUGUAAGCACUAUUCAGGUUUUGACGAAGAAGGAAGUGCCCUUGCCGUUAUCACAACCGGCCCCAACGCAACCGGACCCUCCUGGCACUGAGGCCCCGAAUGUAGCCAAGAAGCCAGACCCUUCUGCACAGUCGAAAAAGGGAAAGGCGAUACAGGUUGUGGGGGAAAAGGUGCAGAAGAAAACACCCAAAGGCGAAAAGAAGAAGAAAAAGUCAGGAGACUGGUCUUCAGGCAAUUUUGAUGAGGACUUUGCGAAUAAACGAGCUGAGUUGGACAAGAUUCUGUCUGCGUCAAUAUCAAAGCCGAAAUCGAAACCUGAACGGAAACGCUCCAUGGGUGCCAAGGGAGACCGUGUGUCAGUACUCAAGAAACGCCCAGACGACUUUGACAGUAGCCCAUACGAGGACAUCUCCGAUAUGUCGGACAUCUCGUCCGAUGAAAGCAUGUUUGGUGAUCGCCUUGGGAGACGGGUGGAAGUUGUACGACAUGUCGAUAGAGGGCGUGGAUAUCGAGAUAUUUCAAGGUCACCCCUCAGGUUUUCUCCUGAUCGUUUCCAUGGCGCUCGUAGGGGCAGAAGUCGCAGUUUAUCUCCUCGGUCAAGGCGUAGGUACCCAAGCCUAUCGCCUGUCAGAGGUCUUCGGCGAAGCCUCUCACCUAAGAGUCGCUUAAGCAGCAUCUCAUCUGACCUAGAUCACCGGAGGUUGACACCAGUUAAGGAUCGCUUAGGUCCAAAAAGAAGUAGAACGCCAGUCAAAGACAGGUUAGGCGGAAAGACAAGGAAGUUCUCGCCAUUGUCACCUCGGAGAUCGCUUGGGAGUAUUUCACCUUCUCGUCAGCAUCCACAUGGAGGUCUGCAACCACGCGCGAGAGAUCGUAAAUUAGAAAGAAGUCUAAGUAUAUCGCCUGAGCGUCUUCAUCCGGCUGGUGGUCUGGUGCCACGCAGGGAUAGAGGAAGAGACUUGUCACCAUUGUCGCCCCCUAGGGAUCGUUUGGGAAGUCUAUCGCCAUCAGAUCACCUCCGUGGAGGGCGUAUGCCACGAGUGCGAGAUUUGUCGGGUCAUUUGAGAAGUCUGUCACCGUUAGAUCAGCGUCAUGGUCGGCGUCAUACACUCAGUCGGUCACCGUCGCCACACAAGCGUGGAGGUCGAAGGGACCAAGGCCCAUGGCUGUCGCCACCUAGAGACCGUUUGGGGAGUCUUACUCCAUCUGAGGAAAAAGCUAUGGCGCAGAUUAAACCGUGGAAGUGGGACGGCCCCAAGAAAAAGUCACCGCCGAGUCAGCAUGAGUCAAGGCAGUCUUCUCCACAACGAUCAGUGCAUGAAUUGACACCCCGUCAAUUAGUGCACGACCCUUCACCCCACCAAUCUGUGCAUGAAAUCUCACCACCGCGCCGAGUCGUGCAUGAGAUGUCACCGCCACGCCAAGUGGUACACGACCCAUCGCCACUCCGAUCUGCCCAUGAUGGAAGCUUAUCGCCGAUCAGUGACGAUGAGAAGCUUUUGGGAGCGCCAGAAUCGGAUCAGCCGGCGGAGAACAAGCGAGGCGAAGAUUGGUAUGAACAGGAAGAACCUUUGCUGCAGAUUCCCGCCGAGAAGAUCACAACCGCUUAUGGUGCUCUACUCAAUGUUUUAGCUCCUGGGUGUGUUCAGAAUGAAAACGACUUGAUCUUGGCCACAGAAAUGAUAGCAGAACUCACACAGGCCCUUGUGGUUUUGAUGGAGGGGAAAGUUGACCAGGAUUAUCGUGAUCGUUUCAUCAAAGCCGCCGACGGUUUUGCCGCGAAUCACGGUGAUCACCCUCUCGUGGCUGCAUUCCAUGACGCAAGUAACGUUGCGCCCGCCAUCAUCAUUACACUGUCGCAACAGGAGGCAACAAUAUUACAGCAACUUAUGCAAAUAUUACAAAGCCGAUCGGACAUUUUAGAACGUGUGCUGCACAGUAAUGAUCAGUUGCUUGAAUUUAUCAAAGCUGCACAAGAUGGGAAAGUUGGUUAAGUAGUACGUAGCUUACUUUUGGACUUUGAGCUCUAAAACAUCUGACAAAUUCUUAACACCUUCAGCGCCGAACCACGUAGAUCUACGUGACCCAAAUCCCCCGUCCUUUCAGCUGUUUAUCGGAGUCUCGUGGACUUCAUGAAAGAACUACGCCAUCGCCAUCUUCAGGGCAAGGGAGGAACUGAAAAGACCGUGGAAAUACCGUUUGGGCUUUUCAGUUCCUGCUUUGCUCUGAAGAUGGCGAUGGCGUAGUUCAGGGCAAGGUCUGAAAAUACAGUUUGGUCUUUUCAGUUUCUGCCUUGCCCUGAAGAUGGCGAUGGCGUAGUUCAUUCAUGAAAUCCAUGAGACUCCGAUAACUAGCCCAAAGAGGGGAUUUGGGCCAUGUGGUUCGGCGCUGAAGGUGUCAAUGAACUGGUUGGAAAAUAGGAAGUUGUAAAGUAUAGAUAUAGUUUUGGGAACAGAUUCCCAGCAACAAUUGACCUGCCCGAUUUUAUUUUCUAUGAAUGAAAUAAUUUUGCAAUUUUUUUCCUGUUGGGUCUUUGUUAUCAAAUGUUAAAAUCAGAUUAUGUGGCUUCGAAGUGUUGUGAAUUGAUUUUCAAUAUGUAGCUGUUCGCUUUUUGCCUCUGCCUCUGCCUCUGAAAUUUCUAAUGUUUGGAUUUACAGUGGGACCUCUCUAUUAAGAACACCAUUUGGAUUGGCAAAUGCAGUACGGUGUACUUAAUUGAGAGGUGUCCUGAUUAGGGAGGUCUAAUUGGAAUGCAAAUGACCAACUUGGGACAAAUACUUGGUUCCUUAAUAGAGAGGGUGUCCUGCAACAGAGGUGUCUGCUAAGAUUUUUAUUUUGUUUUUGAAAUCUUUGCACCAAUAUCCUAUUUGAUAGUGCAUUUGCAAAAAAUUCAUUGUUGAGUGUUAUUUUUUUAAAUACAUUAGAACUAAGCUAAACUUGAUUCCAUAAAGUUAAAAUUUUCCGCAUUUGGGGUUCAAAUGGUUCAGAGGACGUGCUGAGUGAAUUAUUAUAAUUAUACAUGGUUAGGGUGAUCGUUUUAGAUAAAGAUGAACUUGCAUUUGAUAUUGUUAAUUGUGGUAAAUAUUGCUCUCAAAUGAGGAGUGUCUUCAGAUGAAGCGGGCCAGUACUUGAUAAUAACUAAACUUCCCUAAAGAGGGCGCAACAGGUAGCACUCGUGGCCAUGGGUCUGACCCAAAUAGGGGUCACCUGUGACUAAAUUGCAGUGCUCAUGCAUUGUAUUACAUGUACAUGCACCACUUGGAACUCCCCUAUCUGGAAAAUGGUUCGUCCCGUCUGGAGUCACCCCUUUUGAUAGACAGUGGUUUUACAUUGUAAAAUAUUGUGUGGAAUUGUGUACAGUAGAACCUCUCUAUUAAGGACACCCUCGGGACUGAAAAGUGCUGUCCUUAAUAGAGAGGAGUCCUGAUUAGAGAGGUCAAAUUGAAUGGCAACAACCAAUUUGGGACCAAAACUAGUGUCCUUAAUAGAGAGGGUGUCCUUAUUAGAGAGGUGUCCGCAAAGGGAGGUUCUACUGUAGUUCAUUGUUCUCCAAUAGGAGACCUUUGUAUAUUUCCUGAACGAACUUAUGGUACUUACUUACUACACUCAAUCAAAGCCCGAGUGUACCAAUUCUUAAAAACAUUCCAAAGGCCUGCUAUGGGAGGAUUCAUUUUAGUAGGUCAGAAUGUCAUGUCUGUAAAAUUUGUCAGUCUAGUAUAAUGGUAAAUGAAUACCAGGUGAUUCUUA